UAAAUAUUCUCGCGUACGGGGUAUACCGUGAUAUACCAGAAUAUAACUCAUGAUAUCACAGUAUUUAUACAUUUUCGAAUAACAAGUCUGCUAAUUGUGAUUUACUUUAAGAAGUUUCUGGUUUAUUUAAUUUAAAAGAUUAAUUUUAGUUGAGAAUAUGAAGCUGGUCCAGUUUAUGCUGAACAUAGGAAAAAUUAGGUUAGGAGUUCUGGACGGGGAUGACGUAAUCGAUUUAAACUCCCACGCCAACUGGGUACCGAUAGAUUUGGUGCGGUUUUUGCACGAACACGACUCCGCCUACGAGAAACUGAAAGAGGUUGCCCUAGAUCCCCAAAACAAACGUUACCCUUUGAACAAAGUACACUUACUACCCCCAAUUAAACGUCCCGAUAAAAUCUUGGGAAUUGGAUUAAACUACUCGGAUUACUGCGAGGAAAAUAAACUGGCGUUCCCGCGGGAACCGAUCGUUUUUUGCAAAUUCGCUUCGACGAUAAUCGGACCUUUUGAUCGGAUAAAACACCCCCUGUGCAGCAAGGCGGUGGACUGGGAAGUAGAACUAGUAGUAGUAAUCGGAAAAGUAGCGAGAAACGUGAAGGCAAUAGACGCGUUUGACUACAUCUUUGGUUAUACCGCCACUCAAGAUCUCACCGCCAAAGACUGGAUGAACAAAAACGGCGGACAGUACCUCUUGUGCAAGAACAUGGACCACUUCUGCCCCAUAGGGCCCGCCAUCGUCACCAAGGAUGAAAUCCCGCACCCCCAUAACCUUUCGGUGAAAACGUGGGUCAAUGGGGUCCUAAAACAGAACGGGAACACUCGGAACAUGAUUUUUAAGAUUGACCAGCUUAUUGAACACUUAUCCAGUGUAAUCACAUUAUUGCCCGGAGAUUUGAUAUGUACAGGCACCCCCGCAGGGGUGGGAUCUACAAGGGAUCCUCCCGAGUAUCUUCAGCCUGGGGACGUUCUCGAGAGCGAGGUGGAGGGAGUGGGAAGACUCAGGAACACUUUUACAGACUUUAAUGAUGAAAAACACUUAUAUCUGUAACACAUUUUUUUAAUAAAUAUACCACAAAAACCAGGUUUUUUGAUAAUAACUGAA
Molecule: messenger RNA, 1099 nt
Organism: Anthonomus grandis grandis
Lineage: Eukaryota; Metazoa; Arthropoda; Insecta; Coleoptera; Curculionidae
Product: fumarylacetoacetate hydrolase domain-containing protein 2-like
Exons: 6
Coding region: 158-1045 (295 amino acids)
Molecular function (GO): hydro-lyase activity
Source: RefSeq, a predicted model, not a curated record